AAAUACGGCUGUUGGUCUUGUUCAGCAAGCAAAGAAAGUGUACCCAGCCUCUUGUGGGGGUUUUUUUUGUUCUACUGCGGGGCCAGGGACGACCGUCGUUAUAAAGUUGACGUAUUCUGACAAAAAGUAUCAAAGGGUAUAAUACUGGUUCACAAUGUUGACGUUUUUGACUCGACCGCGCAACGGGCCAGCCAGCCAUUCAGUUUCCGCUUCCUCAACCUCCAUAUCCUCAAUGCCUUUCCACCCUCGUACGUCGUCCCUCCCAUCAAGCUCACAUUCCCUCGUCCCUUUAUGGGAUCCCGUCUCCAAAGAACAGCGUCUUGUCCUCCGCGACCGAAUAUGUGCAGUGACGGAACGUGACGGGAACGUGGUUUUGGCCGUGGAUGAUAUGGAUGGCGGUCUCUUGGUCGUUGUUGGCACGAAUGCGAUAACAGAAGAUCAACUUGGUGAUGAAGGGUUUGAAGACCCUCAUGGGAUACAGAACGAAGGAAAAGAGUUUUAUGCUGAACGGGAUUGGAGUUUGAACCCUGGACAGCGGGCCUUGACAUUGCCGCCUGGUAUGGACUUGGAUGAGUUUGUGCAAAAUUGGUGUGAGGGAUUUUUGGUGUUGGAGGAAACGGAUAGCGAGGAAAACAGUGGUUGGAGUAUAGCGACUUCUCAAACAGCUCCAUACCCCCAUCCCCCCCGAGUUGCCGUCAAUCCGAGUCGAAUUCUCGAUGUGCAUCCGGACAUUCAAACACCUCUUCCUGGUUAUGUUGUCCUGGACUUUGGACAGCAAGCUCCAUGGUUACGCACCAGAUGUGGAACUCGACGGGCGCGAACAGAGGAGAAGGAUGCCAGAGUCAAAUUGCGUGUGAAAGGUGUUUCUUUGGCGGAUUUUAUGGUGAAGGUUGACCCUCUUGGAUGGGAAGAAGUUUCCCUCUCCUGAUGCGGAUACUUUUGGUUCUUUUAUGUACAUGAUUUGCGAGCUUGUAAAUAUAAUUGUAAUAUAAUCCGAAAACGACACACUAGUCGUUUAAGCCAUU
This is a messenger RNA of Spizellomyces punctatus DAOM BR117, 1025 nucleotides long. RefSeq lists its product as uncharacterized. The record is from RefSeq and is a predicted model, not a curated record. Bases 155 to 928 code for a protein of 257 amino acids. The transcript has a single exon. Lineage: Eukaryota; Fungi; Chytridiomycota; Chytridiomycetes; Spizellomycetales; Spizellomycetaceae.